Daldinia caldariorum is the source of this 891-nucleotide messenger RNA. RefSeq lists its product as uncharacterized. The record is from RefSeq and is a predicted model, not a curated record. NCBI's taxonomy places the organism in Eukaryota, Fungi, Ascomycota, Sordariomycetes, Xylariales, Hypoxylaceae. Gene Ontology annotation, biological process: polyketide metabolic process. The transcript has a single exon. The coding region runs from base 1 to 891 and encodes 296 amino acids.
AUGCCUGCCACCGCUUCGGAAUUAGUUGCCACCAUCAGAGGUUGGAUCCAAUGCGUCAAUGAGAAGAGAUUGGGCGACUUGCCUAAAUAUCUGCACUCAACAUACAACCAGAACGGCACCGAAUACACACCCGAAUCGUGGGCAACGCAUGUCAAGGAACAUGUAGCUCUUCUGAUGGGAGAGGAUAUUACCAUCAACGAAGACAACAUCCUUGUGGACGAGAAUAGCCAAUGUGCUUCGUUUUCAAUAUGGGUCAAAUUCAAACCCGAGAUGCCUCUCCUAGGCUACCUACCUAAGGGCCACGAUAUUUAUUUAGUGGAACGAGGCAUCGCAUGGUUUACGGACGGCAAGCUCUCUAAGACUCUACUCGCGGUGAACAGCGACGAGAUACGCAAGCAACUAGCAGAACCCGAUGCCGACUUUGCGCCCAAUCUCAUCAGCGAGGAGCCGGUCCCUAAGAUGGAAACACCGCUGUCCCGCGAGAAGCUCGCGGAAAUCCUUACAGCCUACGUUGACAGCUUCAACGCCCGCCGAACUAAGACGGAUUAUGUCAAGUACGUCCACCGACCAGAAGAGAUACUCAACAACAAGACGUUGGCCCGUCGCAUCAUGGACGACACGGUGACAGCGAUCCCGGACCUCCAAGUGCAAAUCCACACGCUGAUCGCCGACGAGGAAUCUCAGCGCGUGGCAGUAUGGCUGAAAUUCACUGGAACGCCGGUGAAGGAGUACGCCGGACUAGUGGUCGAUGGCCGACCCGUCCAGUUCACCGAGCAUGCGACCUAUCAGAUUGUGGACGGCAAGAUCCAGCGAAUUUGGGGGUUUAUGGAUUGGGACGAGGCGAGACAGCAGCAGAGGCCCGCGGAACAGAAACCCUUACCAGUGCUUUGA